Molecule: messenger RNA, 1554 nt
Organism: Thermothelomyces thermophilus ATCC 42464
Lineage: Eukaryota; Fungi; Ascomycota; Sordariomycetes; Sordariales; Chaetomiaceae
Exons: 5
Coding region: 1-1554 (517 amino acids)
Source: RefSeq, a predicted model, not a curated record
AUGGCCUCGAUCCAAGUACAGAAAUUAACAGAGAAGGAGCAGCUCGAUCGUCUCGAUCAACUAAUACACAGCUCACGCCAUAUUGGCUGCAUCUAUCCGAAGAUCCGUCAAUGGCAGAUCAAGGCCACUACCGAUAUUGCAGCCGAUAGAACAAGGAAGCGGCGAACGAGUUGCCCCAUCACAAUGAGCAGAUCAGCACAUCCUUUUCCUCCGCCUCCAAACGCCCCGUUUCUAUGGGCCCGGCCGGUGUGCGACUGUCACUAUUACUACCAGUACUACCUCUGCGGAUGUCCCGAUCGCUACGUAGCCACGGCAGGAGGGCGUCUCAAACACAUACCCAGUCGCCAUGGAUGCGCCUUUUGGUACAAGCCGUUCAUAGAACGGUUGGUACACCACAAUGCCGGAUUCCGACACAACCCCAACCCGCCGACUCGCCCCGACCCGAGCGUGCUGCCGUUCCCCUGUUACCGCCACCUGAUGGAGUCGCGUAUCUUUCUAUCCCCAGACGAACUCCGUGCGUGGAGGAGGCGAUUGUCGGAUCCCAGAUGGAAUCCCGUCAGCGCCGCGCGAUUGAAUCACAAUAUGAGCCAGCUCCAAAAGUUUCAGAAAGAAAGCAGGUUGAGCCAGAAGCAGCGGGGAGCCAGAAAGCGUGCACGCGCUGGAGAAGAGGACGACAGGCUCAUACUUCCACUGCCUCGUAAGCGAAGAGUUCUCCCGCCAAAGUCCAAGGAGAGCAGGGCGCUGCUGAUGCUAUCCAGGGAGCUGAUAACUCAGCACAGAGAGAUAGGCCCGUAUAAGCUUCCUCCCGGGGACAUGAGGGCUUACGCUUGCCAGCAACGCGCGCAUAAAGGAGACCGGAAGUCUCCACGGGAUCCCGAGCCUUCUGUCCAAGGAAUAAGAGACACGAAUCUCCAGGCAGCAGAGCUCUACCGUACAUACUUCAACACCUUUCGCGGCGCCACACACGAGGAGCUCAGCGAUGCUUGGCGCAAGCUCCACAACUUGCAACGCUUAUUAUCUUGCGACCCGCAUUCCAGUCUUCCCCUAUCCCCAGUCACCCUAGCCCAAGAACCAGAGACACGAGAAGCAGGACAAGCAAAACAAGCCGAAACCGAGGCCCAUCCACCUACCACAAGGGGUUCCUCACCCAUGCAGGCCCUCCGACUAUUGCCCCAGCUUGACCCCGAACCAGAACAUGGUCGCCGGAUUCCCCAUGACCACUUCAGCUCCCUCACCUGGCUCCUAGAAGAGCAUUCCGUCGACCUCUGGCGCCAAGACAGCUACUACUCCCGUUGCCCCCCGCCGCUCCCGCCCGACGUCCGGUACGACGGGCCCACGCACACGGGCUACUUGGCUGGCGCGUACCGGACCGACCCGGAGGUGCUGCACCAGGCGCGGGUCGCCAGCUGGGGGCGGGAGUUCGGCGAGCUCGGGGUGUGGUGGGCGCGGAAGGUGAAGGAGCUCUGGGCCGAGUUUGUGGAAGGGAGCGGCCAUGGUGCUGGUGGCAGCGGUGUUGGAGCCGGGUUCUGGAUGGGAGGAAAGCUGAAUAUGUAA